Messenger RNA from Asterias rubens (European starfish), 3032 nucleotides. RefSeq names its product carbohydrate sulfotransferase 10-like. The record is from RefSeq and is a predicted model, not a curated record. Bases 222 to 1316 code for a protein of 364 amino acids. Gene Ontology annotation, cellular component: membrane. Gene Ontology annotation, biological process: carbohydrate biosynthetic process. NCBI's taxonomy places the organism in Eukaryota, Metazoa, Echinodermata, Asteroidea, Forcipulatida, Asteriidae. Gene Ontology annotation, molecular function: sulfotransferase activity. The transcript is spliced from 3 exons.
UAACUUGGUGCAAGGGACGGUCUUCCCGGUGUCACGGUCUCAGAUGGGACACGGCAAAGUACGGAGUCCUUCGCAGGAGAGAGCUCUUUUGAGUAGAGUUUGCUCUGAACAGAACCGGUAGUUCCGACUCAACGUUUCGAUCAGUAUGCUUUAAUCGCCUUCAUCAAGUUUUGGAUCCUAUUUGGCGCUAUUUUUUAUUAAGACACAUCUUCGUCUUCAGUAUGAGCAGAUGGUGGGUUUACUUCGUCUGCUGUGUUUUGACCACGUUGGCUACGACUGUGGUGUUCGUAAAUCAACGGAUUGGUGCAAUCGUGGUGCCACUUUUCGCAGAGUCACGUGUAAAUGGAGCUGAACUUGAGGACACGUGCAGAAACCGGUCUUGUAGGUGGGAAAAAGAGCAAGAAUCGCGUAAAAUCCAACUGCGGGACGCCUGUUCUGCCUUUCGGAUGGAGACCGGCACCUACUAUCCACCGUUAGUUUACCAGUACGAUGCCCUCAACCAACCCAAAACACUCAACAAUCUCUAUGUGAUUCCCUCUCAUCGAUUGAUCUACUGCUCCAUCCCGAAGGUGAGCUCCACUAGCUGGAAGCGUCUCUUCCUAAAAAUGAGUAACAUUUCAGACUCCAUGGAGGCAAUCGGGCAGGCUCAAUCUCACGCCAUAGCCAAGCAAAACUUCCGCACCCUUGCCUCGUACCCCGCCCACGAGGCACGGAAGCUCCUCGCAGCAUACACCACGUUUUUCUUCGUGAGGGACCCGUUCGCCAGGCUGCUGUCGGCGUACCAGGACAAGUUUCAGAACGACUACCCGGCCAGUAAGGUAUUCAGACGUACGUGGAGUGAAAAGAUCAUUCGAUUCACAGCCCCAUCGCCGGCUGUGCUCGGCAAACGUCUGAGGACGCAGCGCAGAAAUGACGGCACUCUGAACGUGACCUUCUCGCAGUUUGCAAGAUUCGUCUCGCUGGGGGGCGAUGAUGCAAAGGCGCAGAAGAAACGCGGCAACGUCCACUGGAUCCCCAUGUACGCAAUGUGUCAACCAUGUCUCAUAGACUAUGACUAUAUCGGUCACUACGACUCUGUGCGGACAGACGCUGAUUUUAUACUAACAUCCGCCGGGGUAGACCGGGCCUUAAGAUUUCCAAACUUCACCACCAAUCCAACGGGAAGUUCGAACCCCAGCACUCUGUUCCGUUACUACUCAACCCUAACGAAGUAUGAAAUCGAAGAUGUGUACAAACACUUCUCUCUUGAUUUCGAUUUGUUCAGCUUCGAAAUACCGACCGUCAUCAGUCAUCUAUUUGACAGGAAAAAUGUAUAGAUGCAGUGCACAUAAGAGGGCGGUUUGAAUGUAAACAUGGGUCACAUCGUCUAUGCGCUGCGCACAACUCUCAUCCGAUGAUAGUCUUUCACUUCUGCACGUUUCAUCAAAGAUGGUGGCCAAUGGCGCCAUGAUCAUUAUCUAUUGCACACUGAAAACAUCAUAAUUUCCUUCAUAAAACAAAUUAAAUAAAUAUUUUGUAAAAACAAAAAAAUGGGUAUAGGCCUACUGUCGUCGUGGUCACACAAAAAUAAAGCAGACGACACACGUUAGUUCUCGUGCAUUAUGUUUUUUUUUCUUGCAAUGAUCCACAUGGGGCCGCAUGAAGCCGAAUAGCUGGAGUGUUCGAAUUAAUACGUCGCCAUUUUGUUUAUUGUGAAGCCAAAGCCUUGCGGAGCCGAAAUGGGCUGUAACCAUGCAUAUGGCAACGGGCUAUAUUUUGAAUUGAACAGGCAAUUUUGUUUGCCUGCACCCCAAGGCACUUCCACCUACAAAAUAUAAACAAAAUUCAUCUUUUGACCGUGAACACACAAUGUCGAAUAUUUACCCGAACUGACUCUUGAACACGAAGUAGCUGAGCACAACAAAACUUAAUGCUUACCAGAAAAAAUAAGGUCAUCAACGAAACUACCACGUGACAAGUACAGUUUGUGACUGGUAUCCUGCCCAUUUCUGCUAACAGCAGACAAUUGUUAAGUAAUAUUUUCUGCGCAAGCAGCUCUAUGAAAUUGGGCACAGCUUUGAUCAUGACGACACAGCCCUUUAAAAUUGUUAUCAAAUCGGAACAAACGUCUUGAGGGAACAUAGUUACAAUAUAUAACAUGUUUUUGUUAUAUUUCAUAAUAACAAGGAAGACAAUGCUUAUUUGUAUUAGCCUUGAAUAGGGAAAUUAAAUAUUAUUGACUCAUCUGCACAACGUUUAAAAAAAACUUUAAAAAAUCAGGACACUCGUCACCGUUAAUAACACAGAAAGAAUAAUGGGCCUAUAUUAUAACACGUACAUUAUACUUCCUUGUUUGCAUUAGAUGUAUCGAUUUAAAUUGACCUGUUUACGCCCUAGAGCCUAUCAGUAGGUGCGUUCGAUUAGCUUCCCCGGGUCGACCCCGACCUGUGAUUUUUCACAGAGCUCGGGAAAGUUUACUGAUUACAUGUAAAGCGCUUAGAGUUAACUUAAUAUUACGUGCUAUAUAAAUCGCGUUUACUAUUAUUAUUAUUAUAACACACAUCGGUUUAAAACCAAAAUUAUUACCGUAGUACAAAUAUAAUAGAUGUUAAAUUUGCAUCGGGAUAAAGAAUAUUAAUUUUUGGUUUUACCCAUAUACAAAUACUUAAUAAUACGAAGAAAUCGCAUACCAACAGCAAAUUAAUAUUUACCGAUCGUUUUUGUUUAUUAUUAACAGAGAAAUCCACAACAAAACCGUAGUUUUAUGUUCUAUGAAUUUAAGUGCAAUGCUUCAUCAUUAUAUAAUAUAGGCAUAUAAUGUCAAAUUAUUGGGGGAAAAGCGAGUAAAUUGUUGCGCCUCAAAAAAUCAUUGCCAUUUGCUUUCGCGUGGUGUAUAAACCGGAUUUCAGUGAAAAGUACUUGAAUAUAAGUGAAAAGUACUUGAUUAUAAAUGUUUUAUACCAUUAUAAAAAUAGUUGAAAGAACCAGUUGAAAAUAAAUAUUUUACGAAACAAAUUUUAGAAAAAUUGUUAAAAAAACAAAAACAAAAAAAA